Messenger RNA from Schistocerca piceifrons (Central American locust), 8697 nucleotides. Its product is annotated as U3 small nucleolar RNA-associated protein 6 homolog. Bases 130 to 2124 code for a protein of 664 amino acids. The record is from RefSeq and is a predicted model, not a curated record. Gene Ontology annotation, cellular component: Pwp2p-containing subcomplex of 90S preribosome; small-subunit processome. The transcript is spliced from 11 exons. Gene Ontology annotation, biological process: maturation of SSU-rRNA from tricistronic rRNA transcript (SSU-rRNA, 5.8S rRNA, LSU-rRNA). Lineage: Eukaryota; Metazoa; Arthropoda; Insecta; Orthoptera; Acrididae. Gene Ontology annotation, molecular function: snoRNA binding; protein binding.
GCAUUGUGACAGUGUCGGUGCAGUGAAUUGGGUAUAUGUCGAAGGACGUAUCUAGCUGAGCUGUUGUAGUAGACGCAAUUCAGCGCUCUUUAUAUUUUGAGGCAAAAGAUACAAAAUUAAUCAUUUACAAUGGCUGAAUAUGUGGAAUUUCGUGCGGAGGAAAUGAUUAAAGAGCUUGAACAAAUGGAGAAACUUCAGUUGUUCGACAAAUCGGAAAUUAGGCAAAUUAUAAAGAAAAGGAAAGAUUUUGAGUACAAGCUGAUGAGGAGAACCAAAUGCAAAGAAGAUUUUCUUCGAUACAUACAAUAUGAAAUGGAUGUAAUGAAACUGGUCAAAAUUCGGAAAGAGACCCUGGGUAUCAACCAGAACAACAUUGACUACUUAGUGGCUCGUCGCAUAGAUAAUGUAUUUAAGGGAGCACUCCACAGAUUUGGUGAUGAUAUUAGACUAUGGCUUUCAUACAUUAAAUUUUGCAAAAGAGUGCAUUUCUACGCUUCAGUUAGCCGCAUGCUGGUAAAAAUGGUGCAGGUACACAGUGAUAAACCUCAAAUGUGGAAACUUGCUGCUCGUUGGGAAUUCGAAGAGAGUAAUUCCGUGGAGAGUGCCCGGCAGUUUCUUCUCCGAGGCCUCAGAUUUCACCCGGACUCAAAACUUCUAUACACAGAGGCAUUUCAUUUGGAACUUGCUUAUGUUAAAAAAUUGCGAGCUGAGCUGGACCAGAAAAAAGAAAAGGAAGCAUCGGCAGCUGCCACAGAUGCUCCUUCAACUGUGAGUGGAGAUGCGCAGAGUGCAGCAGACACCUCCAAAAUAUCCACAACACAGCAGUUCCAAGAUGAGGCAAUUGAUGAGGUUCUUGAUGGACGACUUGCAGAGGUCAUCUACGAAUCUGCAGUAAAGAAAGUGAAUGAAGUUUCUUUCAUUAUUGGUCUCCUAGCUGUGGCAAAAGAAUUUGACUUCACAAAUAGACUUCAGAUGAAAAUCAUCAAUGACAUGCUGACACGUUACCCAAAUGACGAACUCACUUGGGAUGCCAUGGCCCGCCGAGAAUUGCAGGGGCUGCCGUAUUCGACAGACGAUGCCUCGAGCACUGAGCGCGAGCGCUCCGCACCGGAGCAGGACGCCCCUGAUGAUGGCGCCACAGAAACGCGGGAUGAGCAUGCCGGCAACAAGAAGCUUCUGGAGUCUAAAGGUCUAAGUGGGAAACUCUGCUUGAAGGAAAGAAUAAGACGUUGUGUCGCCGUGUAUGAUGCUGCCGUAAAACAACUGCCGACAGAGCGUAUGUGGUCUCUGUACAUAGAAACAAUGCAGGAACUCGCUCAGGAGGCGACUCCUUUACCGACUUUCAAGCGGAAAAUGCUGCGUAAUGCUUACCAGGGUGCACACAGUGCUGGAAGAAUGCAGACAAAAUACUAUCUUAUGUGGGUGGACAUGCUGCAGUCAGCCGGUAAGUUGAAGAAGCUGUGUGGCGUGCUGCGCGUGGCAACAGAGCGCCUGCCCCUGAGUGCGGAGCUGUGGCACCUCCGCCUGCGGCUGCACUUGGCGCGCAACGAGGAGGACCAGGCGAUCGCAGUGUUCCGCGAUGCGGUCAGCCACUUGGGCACACGCGAGGCGGCGGCCUUGCCACUCUGGAAGGUGCUGCUGCAGUACUACCAGACCAAGAGCAUGGCGCGCGUCGAGGAGGUGUUCCAGAAUGCUGUGUCCCAGCAGGACAGCCCUGUCGCUGUCGCCCUCAAGCCACUGUACCUCGAGUGGCUGGUGCUGGUCAAAGGAAUUGUGGCAGCUCGCAAGAUGUAUGAAAAGUUGAGUGUGCAGCCUCCAUUGUGCCUUGAAAUGCACAGCAAGAUGGCUGCAUUGGAGUGCAGGGUCCCAGAGGUCAACUUCAAGCAUGUCCGCCGCUGCUAUGAGCUCGCCUGCGAGCAGUUUGGAAAAAACAAUACAGAUGUCUGGAUGGAUUACGUUAAAUUUGAACAGAAACUUGGUGAAGCAAAGAAUGUGAGUGAGAUAUAUUGGCGAGCAUUGAAGAAUUUGGAUCCGAAGCACACGGAUGCAUUCAUCAGUGAAUUCAGUCUCGUGAAGACUGGAAUGGCGGGCCAGAAUGCUGCUACUUCUUCUGUCGCUCUGUAGAGGGGCUUUUUUUUAUCUGUGUACGUCACUGUAGUGUAGUCAUAUUGAGAUUUAUUUCCCUGUUUAUCUCUCAAAUGCAAAAUGAUUAGACGUUUUGCAAUUUUUGCUGAUUGUUAAUUUCCUUACCAUUGUAACCAUGUUGCUUAGCUUCUUUUUUAACUAUCAAGUAAUCAGUGAUGCACAUUUUUUUCUACAUAUUCAUUUUUAAAGAUAAAUACGUAUUAAUUCUGAGAAAUAUGUAACACAGUUUGUAUGAUCUAACUGUGAUGUGAAAAAUAUUUUUUGUUGCGCCAAUGAAAGCAUGCACAAUUAUUUCAAAAUAACGUGAAUUACAUUAAAUUAGAAUAGGAUAAAUCUACCUGACAAUUGCAGAAACUGGAACAAAUGGGGUAGUAUUGACAUAAAUGCAAAACAGGUGAAGGUAACAGAUCUUGGGCUUCCAGGGUAGGAAUUUUCUUCCGUUGGUGAAGUCCUGAUCAAGAAUUACUGCUUGUGUUCCAGUAUAUCCACUUCUUGAAAUUCUGGUUUGUUUCUGUCUUUUGUUAAGAAAAAUAUGAAACAUAUGGGAAUAAUAAGUGCUGUAUCUUGUGUGUGUAUGACAUAGUAAUGUACGGAAAAUUCUGAACUAAUUCACCUCUUCAGAUUUUUCAUUAUUCAUAUUACAAAAUAUGAAGUCUUAAGGUGUGAAAUGUUCCUUUAUCGUGAAUGGCGCUAAUGAGAGAUAUAUGACGUUACAGAUUUUUGAAGGUAGUGAAGAGUGGCAGUAGAUGGCCUGUCUGAAACUGUACAUGGCCCUCCUACUGCAAUGGAAUUGACCAUUAUCAUCAGUGAUAGUGGGAAGCAUCAUUCUCGUGACAGCAGACACAAUUAAUGUAAUCGAGUCAGAAGAUAUGUAGUCCAUUUUGGGCUAAUGCACUGCCAUUGGUUAGUGCCAAAUGACGUCAUAAGUAAGACACUAGUAACCUUGAUGCAAGUUCUCUAUUGUGAUUGAUAUAUACGACUUUACAGAUUUUUGAAGGUAGUGAAGAGUGGCAGUAGAUGGCCUGUCUGAAACUGUACAUGACCCCCUACUGCAAUGGAAUUGACCAUUAUUAUCAGUGAUAGUGGAAAGCAUCAUUCUCAUGACAGCAGACACAAUUAAUGGAAUAGUCAGAAGAUAUGUAAUCCAUUUUGGGCCAAUGCACUGCCAUUGGCUAGUGCCCCAUGAUGUCAUAAGUAAGACACUAGUAACGUUGACCCAAGUUCUCUAUUGUGAUUGAUUGGGGUGACACAGUGAAUAAUGCACUGGACUUUCCAACAGAGUUCAUAUCCUAGCCCAUCUGUGCAGAUUUAUGUUUUUGGUAGUGCCUCAAAAUCAGUUCAGAAAAAUGUUAGAAUUAAUCUUUUGAAAAAUACUCAGCUGAUUUUCCUUCCCUGCCUUGAUCUAUUAAAACAUGUUCCCCCAUGUUGGAUGAUGUCCUUGCUAGGUUUGCUAUAUUUUUAGAUUACCACUUGUCUUUUGUUCAUUGUUUAAAGUGCUGUAUAGUAACAGGAGAAAGCAGCAGGAAAAUUGGCUAGUUUUACGUUCUCAGUUAGUUCAUAUUUAAAUGUAUGUACCAUACUAAUGUUUUGCUACUGGUAUAGACACACACUGUGUGUUGCCAAAGGAGAGACAUACUUGGACUGGCAUCUUUCUGUUCAGGUAUCUUACGUAGAUGAAAUUUUUUGUACACACGUACAAGGAAAUCAUCAUAUCCUAUUAUUAUAUAGAAAUGUUCCAAAAGAACAGACACAAUUUCUGUAUAAUAUAUACACGCCAAAUGGCGUUAAGAUGUUUCAGUGCGGAUGCACAGUAGUAUCCAACACUUGCAACAAUACAGUCCAAUUGUGAGCAAGUGAAUUAAUGGAUAGGGAGAGGUGCUCCAUAGCGUGUAGCAUAUGGAGAUGUGGGUCUGACUGGGGAUGUGCUCAGUUAAGGUGGCCGCUGAUGGAAAGGUUUGACUCCUGGUUUGGCCCAAAUUUUCAUCUGCUGCUAUUGAGUUCGCUCAAUGCUCCAAUGCCACCAAAUGUCAGAGAUUUCUUCUGUCAUUUAUUAUAUCCUACAUUUGUGUGCAUUUCAAAUGUUUGGGUAAUGUCAUUGUUUCCAGCUCACCUUUUUGUACUUUGAAAUGCUUUCCCUGUGAAAAGCUACAAAACUAAAAGUAACCUCUAAUUCUGUUGUCACUGUCAGUCAUUCAUGUAAUUAAUAUGGGAGUGCUCCAGUAAAAACAAAAAAUUUACUUAUUUGUUGUUUUUUUUCAGAAGGCUGACAAUUUCCUUUUACAUUUCUAUUUAUAUUCUAAUAUUCUUGUAGUUCACCUCCUCAUAUCUCUUUUUUACUAUUCGUUUCAAGAGCUUUCUUGUUAUGAUGUAAACCCAGUUUAUUGGAUGAUUCUCCCAUAGCUUCAGGCCUUCACCAAAUAUUUGAGCACCUGUACCCAUCGGUGUUUAUUUCAUUGAAUUUUUGAUUGCCUACCUAAUUAAAGCUUUUAAACUGUUUCACUGUGCCUCUAAUUAAAACUGAAUGAUGCACAUAUUCAUCUGCAAUGUUCAUAAUGCACUUUUUUUGCUCAAAUAUUGUAUUGAGGCAGCACUCAGAUGUGCAAUGCGUAUGCUACAGUUCAAAAGGCAAAAAUAUUAAGCCGCUGUGUGCAGUUGCGAGUAGCAUUGUGCUUGUCUGAUUAACAGGGUUUUAUGUUAGGCAUCACAAAGUUCACAUACAGUCCAACUGGUUGUGUGCAAAUGAUGCCACGACUUCAUUUAUUAUAGCAACUGCAUGGCUGCAGUCCAUCACGCCACAGUACAGUUCUGAAAUUGAACACUCAGCAUUGUUCCUCCAGUGCUGAUGCUACAUUUAUCAUCUUUUGAGUCAAUAAAUCUGGCAGAACACAAUUAGUGCCACAUAAAAUUAUAUUUACAUUAAACUGGCUACUUCAGUAUGUGCUGUUUGGUGACAUAGUUCACCCCAAAUAUUGCUACUUUGUUAGCAGUACAAUGUGUGACACACAGAUCUGGGCCAAGUGAAGUUGGAUUUAAAAAUUGUUCCUGCAUAAAUCUAUUGUUUGAGGAAAUUUGGACUGUUGGCAGGUUGCAAGGAUCAAUGGUAACUGAUAUAAAACUUCUGACAUAGAACAUCAUGGUUGCAAAGCAGAUGUCAAAGAAACUCUGAAUUGGGAAGAUAUAAAAAUUAGGUAGAUUAACGAUAAUUUUGCUGAUUGAAGAGUGGACUCGCAGAAAAUUGAGUCAAAUGGAGAAGCUUCAGGUAUGUAAUGAUGCGUAAAGUCCUUGGACCUAUGCUGCUGAUUCUCUCUCCCCUCAAAGGAAAUUUUGGACUUGUGGAGAGAAAGUGCUCUGAUAUCUUCCUUUCACUGUCACCACAGGUGAAUACCAACAAUUAUUUGACACUGUUGUGAACGGAAGUUACAAAUCUGAGUCUCAGUGGCAUCAAGAUUGAUUCAGAUAUUGUGUGGUAAGUUAAUUAUGUUUAAGUAUGCAUUAUAUUUAAGAGUGAGCAGGAUUGUGAGGUAUUUGCUCGUAAGAGGCAAAACAUUCUGGAAUUCAGCUGUGCGUUGGUGUAGUUAAAUUUGGAGAGCAGUGCAACAUUCACCUAUAAAAGUGAAAACUAUGUGAAACCUGCUGAAGCUUUGUAGUGCAGAAUGAAAAUGUCUGAUAAAAUAUAACUUCAGGAGAAACUGAUUUGUUUAACUUUAAAUAGCUUUAUAGUAAAUUAUACUAUGUGUAUAAGUGUUCUUUGAUGGUGUCCUUCACUUCCUCUUGAUGUGCUUAUUGCUGUGAACUUUCAGUUUGCAACAUAUGAAAGUGAUCUAGUGUAGAACAGCAGCCUUGUGUUGGACAAGUACUAAGUGCAUGUUUCAGUGCACAAUUUCUGACUUUCAUUUCAAUUUGUUUUAAAUAUCCAUGAGAAUAACUAGGUAGUUUCACUACGACAGCUGUGGUUGUUAUUUACACAUCUCAAGCUAGUGAUCUGCCUCUGAUGACCAUCUCUUAGUGCUUCUUACAAGGGAAACUUCCCACCCUAUCCCCUCUGAUUUAGUGAUAAAAUGGCCCAGGGGAUAGCCCGUUAAAAAUUGAACGUAGAUCUAACAUUAAAACUGGAAGAAGGUAUACUGAACUGCAAAAAAAGAUACAGUGGACGGUCCAAGCUUAAGAUGCGCAACAUCAAGCAAGUUGCAAGCACCAUGGAAUCAUGGUUGCGUCGUCACAAUGUUGGACUGCAAAGUUGGAGAUGAGUGUUCAAAUCUCACUCAUGCCCCCCCCCCCCCCCUCCCCCAUGACAGAUUUUGAAAUGUCCAUCCGGUCAUUGACAUGUCUGUUCUCUUUCUGUAGCCUUGGCAAUUGUCAAGCUGUAUGUUGGUCAUAGGAUAUGAGUCAUAUGGUAAGAAUAUAUUACUGUUGCAAGUAAAUGUGAUGAAAAGUGAGCGCAGGCAAGAUGACGCAUAGACCUCUCACAGAAAUGAAAACAACAAAUACAGGGUUAUUAACUAUGUUACAAAAAAGGAACUUGCGAGUUAAAACUUUAAAACGGAGCGCAAGAGUCAUAACAUGUGGUACUUGCGUAGAACAAAGAGGAGGUACGUAUGUCUGAGGGUCCCUUCUUUACACCUCGCCGUUGCAGACGGGUGUUACACCACAACACAGACACAAAUUUGAAUUCAGAUAUGUCAAUGACUGGGCGGACAGUUCAUAAUUUUGUGGGGGAGGGGAAUGCAGCACGAGGGAGAUUUGAAAAGGAUCUUCGCCUUCACAAUCCAACAACGUGACCACGUAAACACGUCAUCAUUUUUAUUUAAAUUUGCUCAAUGUUGCACAUUUUGAGCUUGGACCAUUCGCCCUUCUUCUUGUUUUCGUGCUUGACAUGUCUUCAGUUUUUGACGGGCUAUCCACUGGACCAUCUUAUCACUAAAUCUGAGGCGGUUGCAAUGGGAAGUUUCCCUUGUCAGCACCUUAGCAAAUGGAAUUCCUUCCAUGCAUUAUAAUCUAUUGACAUCCUUUUCAUAAUCAUUUUUAGAAGCUGAUUGAUAUGUAUUUUAUUACUAAAGUCAAUUGCCACUUUCGUUCACUGCAUGUUUCACAUGCCUGAUGAAUCUUCAUUUAAAAUUCCUGCUUUGUUUACAUUUCCCUUUUAUUUUGUGACCCGGCAGAUAUUUAUGCAGGUCAGCAGAUUCUUUUGGAGUAUUUCUUUUUCUUUUUUCCAUUAGAGGGAUAAAAAAUACUGAAGAACAUAAACAGUGUAAUGAUCUGCUACCAACACUGUUUCUGUUGUUUUCCACACAAAUUUUCUUUUGUUUUUGUGUAUCCUGAAAUUAAAUUUGACUCUUGGUGGAGUGGUAUUCAUCCAGUAGUUUCUGAAUAUUCUCUGUCAUAUUUUCAUGUGUUUAAUCUCUAUCCUUGUAGUAAUAUAAUAUUUCUCUUUGUGUACACCGUUUUCAACAAGCAAGUUAGCUUUAAACUUGCUACUUUUGAAGAACCAAAUCAGAAAAGUUCCUCAGAGGUUUUCAGACACUUGCUUCAGAAUGUUUCUAAAGCCUUACUAUAUGUUAAAAUCAGGUGAAUUUAUAGAGAAAUGCUGAACGUGCCAUAUCAUUUCUUAAACUUAUUGUGCUUAGCUUAGUGGUGUAUGUUAUUCAAGGUGUAUUGAUGUUUAGUAGUCUCAGUGUUAAAUCUUGAACAAAAACUGUGGUCCUCUUAUUCGAUGUGGUUAUUUUGUUGUCUAAAGCCCACCAAAGUGCAACAAUCUGUAAGUAUGCUAUUGGGUCUUGGGAUAUAGCUCUUCAGAUUGUAAGAGGUGGUUUUAUCUGCGAGCCCUUUGUUUUUGCAUUUACACAAUAAGAUUGGAUGUUGUUAUUAUCAUACAUUCACCUCCCCCCUUUUCCUCUCUCUCUCUCUCUCUCUCUCUCUCUCUCUCUCUCUCUCUGUGUGUGUGUGUGUGUGUGUGUGUGUGUGUGUGUGUGUGUGUUUUGGUGCGUGCUAGGUUGGAGCCUAAGUUUCAACUAAGCCAUCUAUCUUUUUAGAAGACUUUAAACGGUAACAGAGCACUUAUUUGUGUUUUUGUUCUUGGAUUAUUGGUGUUAGCUGUUCAGGUGUAUUGGUGUACAAUUGUCUGUGUUAUACCUCAAAUAACUAUGGACCUCAUAUUGUCUGUGGUUAUACUAAAUGUGUAAAGCCCACCAAUCCGUCAUUGAACUAUUGGGCGUUGGGAUGUAGCUCUUCAGACUGUCCACAAGCUCUUUGUUUUUACAUUUCCACAAUAAGAUUGCAUGUUGAUAUUGUCACACACAACCCCCCCCCCCCCCUGCACCUCUCUCUCUCUCUCUCUCUCUCUCUCUCUCUGUGUGUGACCGAGCGAGGUGGGCAGUGGUUAACACACUGGACUCACUUUGGGAGUAUGAUGGUUCAAACAUGCACCUGUCAAUCCUGAUUUAGGUUUUCUGUGAUUACCUUAAAUCAGUUCAUGCAACUGCAGAGAUGCACCUUUGAAAGGGCACGGCUGACUUCCUUCCACAUCCUUCCCUAAUCUGAUGGAACCAAUGACCU